GUCAGCUUCGAACACUAAACCUACAUCUCAUUUUAUUAAAGCGUAAUGUUAAGUUCAUAACGGUCAAUUUACCCGCCGGAGAAAAAGAAAUCCACGACCUCAUCCGUUGCCAUCUCCUUUGGAAAAACCCCAACAGCCAUGAAACCACUUUCCCGAACAGUCACCAACAUCUCCAUUGAAGUUUCUGAAAAUCCCUCUUCCUCCUCCAAAAUCCCAUUUCGACCUCGCAAAAUCCGAAAAAUCUCUUCAAAACACCCCAUUUCGGCCACCACCGUGGCCGCCGUCAAACCCUCUCUUGGCCCCAAAAUCACGAAACAAUUAUCCUCCAAAUCGGAGAUCGACCUCGCUCUCAACCAUCUACGCGACUCAGAUCCCCUUCUCGCUUCCAUAAUCGCCGCCCAUCGCGCGCCAACCUUCGAUUCUCACAACCCUCCAUUCCUCUCCCUAGCCAGAAGCAUCCUCUACCAGCAACUCGCCACCAAAGCUGCCAACUCAAUUUACACUCGCUUCCUCGCACUCUUCUCCGGCGAAGAAUCUGGGGUCCUCCCCAACGCCGUCCUCUCCGUCACCGCAAAACAGCUCCGGGAAGCCGGCGUCUCGAACAGAAAAGCCAGCUAUCUCCAUGACCUGGCAGAUAGGUAUGUGAAAGGAACGUUGUCGGACACUUCAAUUCUAGAAAUGAACGACGAGGAACUUCUGACGGCGUUGACGGCGGUUAAGGGGAUAGGGGUUUGGUCAGUGCAUAUGUUCAUGAUCUUCUCGUUGCGUAGACCUGAUGUGUUGCCGGUGGGUGACCUGGGUGUGAGGAAAGGGGUGAAGCUUCUUUACGGGCUUAAAGAGCUGCCGGGUCCUAUGCAGAUGGAGCAGAUUUGCGAGAAAUGGAGGCCUUACAGGUCCGUUGGGUCCUGGUAUAUGUGGCGUUUGGUGGAAGGUAACAAGGCGUCUGGAGCAAAUUUGCAGGAACAGAAUUAAGCUCAGAAUUCAUUGAUGGCAAAAUGAUGAUUUGGUGUUUGAAUUUCUACCGUUUCGUUGUGUAAAACUCUGAUUGAAGUUAAAUCUUGUUUUCUGCAAAUGUUAAAAUGCACUUUGAUUCUGGGUAAAUCUUGUUGCGUGUGAUAGAAAAUUGUUAAUUUGGAAAUGCCAUUGAAUUGGAAGAUGGGCCUUUAGGGCCCAUUUUGAAGGCUA
Messenger RNA from Carica papaya (papaya), 1185 nucleotides. Its product is annotated as DNA glycosylase superfamily protein. The record is from RefSeq and is a predicted model, not a curated record. Gene Ontology annotation, molecular function: alkylated DNA binding; DNA-3-methyladenine glycosylase activity; DNA-7-methylguanine glycosylase activity. Gene Ontology annotation, cellular component: protein-DNA complex; nucleus. Lineage: Eukaryota; Viridiplantae; Streptophyta; Magnoliopsida; Brassicales; Caricaceae. Gene Ontology annotation, biological process: DNA alkylation repair; base-excision repair; base-excision repair, AP site formation.